Molecule: messenger RNA, 2707 nt
Organism: Lampris incognitus (smalleye Pacific opah)
Lineage: Eukaryota; Metazoa; Chordata; Actinopteri; Lampriformes; Lampridae
Gene: prdm1b
Product: PR domain containing 1b, with ZNF domain
Exons: 6
Coding region: 1-2169 (722 amino acids)
Biological process (GO): regulation of transcription by RNA polymerase II; cell fate commitment
Cellular component (GO): nucleus; cytoplasm
Molecular function (GO): DNA-binding transcription repressor activity, RNA polymerase II-specific; RNA polymerase II cis-regulatory region sequence-specific DNA binding; histone deacetylase binding
Source: RefSeq, a predicted model, not a curated record
AUGAAGCUGGAGAGCAUCCCAGCCGACAUGAGUGAAUGGAGAGAGGCGGACUUUGCCUUCAACUGCACCUACAUUGUGCCAGACCAGGUCUCGGACCCUAGCUUCAGCCUACCCAAAGCCAUGACCUCCAUCCCGCGCAACCUCACAUUCGAAUAUGGUGCAGACAAUGAGGUCAAAGGGGUGUUUAGCAAAGAAUACAUUCCCCAGGGGACUCGCUUUGGCCCCCUGCAGGGAGACAUCUACACCAAAGACAACGUCCCCAAACAAGCCAACAGGAAAUACUUCUGGAGGAUCUACAACGGAGGGCAUCUUCACCACUUCAUCGAUGGCUAUGAUGUCCACAGAAGCAACUGGAUGCGUUACGUCAAUCCGGCCCACUCGCUGUCCGAACAGAACCUGGUGGCGUGCCAGAACGAUCGCGACAUCUACUUCUACACCAUCCAGCCGGUGGAGGCCAGGCAAGAACUUCUAGUCUGGUACAGCCCGGAGUUUGCUCAGAGACUCUGCAGCCAGCAGGACGAUGUCAAACAAAAACAUGUAAGUGCAGACGAGGACAAUGAGCCAGAGUACAAACAGCACCUACCCCAGCAAACCUGGCUUCGGGAGAAAUCAAGGGCAGAGGUGAAAGAGGAGAAAACUGAGGAAGGAGAGGACAAGAUUGACGUGGAGGUGUUAGAAAGAGACACGCCGCCUGAUACACCAGAUGACCAGAUCAUGGACUACAGCCGAAAAGUUGACAGGAAAGAGACGGGAGAUAGAGAUGAAGAAGGCUGCGGUGCCAUCCCCUCCCCUCAGCCCGGACACAAUGAGCCUGGCUUUGGCUUGACUCACCCAUACCUCCCUGACCACCACUCUGCAUUGCCCACACCACAUCGGGACAUCCCCCUCCACCUCCAUGGCCUCUAUGGCCACAGAGAGGGACUUGUGUCAUCCUACCCACUGUAUCCCCAUUCCAGACCCCUCCAGCCCCCCUACCAGCUCCUACCUCCCUACAGUCCCCAUUACUCUCGUCUCAUCCUUCCCCAGUACUCCCCUCCUUUCCCUGGGGUGCUGCCCUCUAGAGGGCCCCUCCAGUAUAAUAACUAUCUGGGACGUGAUAGACUCCCAUAUCCCCAAAUGGGUCAGCCAGGUCUGCUGCCAGUGUCUCUGUCCUAUCCUGGCCCACCCCAGAGGGGGCUGAAGGAAAGGACACCUAACAUGUCGCCCCCCUGCGGUGCACCAGCCACCCCAGAGCUCUCCCCGCUCCCUAAACCCAACAGCCAGCAACAGAGCCCACCGCAGUCUCCCAUGGGCUGCGAGGAGGCUAUGAACCUCAGCUUGGCCACAACCAAAAAAAACCCAGCACCUCGCAAUGGCCCUGGCUACAAAUCUCUGCCCUAUCCUCUGAAGAAGCAGAAUGGGAAGAUUAUAUAUGAGUGUAAUAUCUGCCUUAAGACCUUCGGACAGCUUUCUAACCUCAAGGUUCACCUGCGAGUGCAUAGUGGUGAAAAGCCAUUCGAGUGUAACCUGUGUAAGAAGAGCUUCACUCAGCUGGCCCACCUCCAGAAACACCACCUGGUCCACACAGGAGAAAAGCCACACGAAUGCCAGGUGUGUCACAAACGCUUCAGCAGCACCAGCAAUUUAAAGACCCACCUACGACUCCAUUCUGGUGAGAAGCCGUACCAGUGCAAGCUGUGCAACACCAAAUUCACCCAGUACAUCCACCUCAAGCUGCACCGUCGCCUCCACAGCUCACGGGACUGCCCUUACCGCUGCCAGCUCUGCACCCAGGCUUUCUUCCACCGCUUCUCCCUCCACAUCCACCAGCGCAGUUUUUGCUCGGCCAACUCGACCACCAAUGUCAAUGCGCACAUGAAAGAGAUGGUGGAGCGGUUUGAUGCCAGCCAGGAGGCAGAUGCCCUCCCAGAGGUGGCCACCGCAGCGCAGGUGGAGGCCGCCGUGGUGCGCUGGGUUAACAAUACCCUGGAGGGCUGCGAGGGGAAGGAGGACCAGAAGGAGGCCAACCUACUGCUGAAGGUCCUGACAGCUGCCAUUAACGCCCCAGUUACACCAGUGUCCCAACCGGCGGCGCUCACAUCGCAUCACAGUCCUCAGCUGCCCUACCAGGAGAGGGCGAGCGUGGUUCAUCUUUAUAAACGUCCAGUGGUAAAAACAGAAGGACUGUGAGGAGAAAGGGAAAGAAAAACUUGUACAGAGAGGAUGGAUGGGCAUUUAGUGUAUAGUAGAAGUUCGCAUACUUUAGUCAUCUCCUCUAAACUAAAGAGAUAUCACCAAAUAAAAACGCCCUGUUUUCUCAUUAUGGGACACCAUAGGGAAGAAAGACAGUCCACAAGCCAAUGAGCGCAAUACCAAAAGAAGAGCAUCCCAAAGACUGGGCUCGUACUGUAUUCAGUCAUUGCACUUCCACCCUUAACUCUACUCAGCUAUGAACAAAGAAAAGAGAGAGGGCGGGUGUUUUAUUCAUUGCUGUGAAGUUCCUAAAACUGUUUUCGCUCAGGUAGACAAGUAUUUGCUUUUUUUUUUGUGCUUUAACUUAUUACUUUUUUCUUUUCUUUUUUUGAGGCAUUGUGUCAUUGAUAUUUAUUUAGUUGACUCACCUGUUUUUCUGCUUGUGCUCUCCUUGUAACUGUUGAAAUUACCUGGGAAACGUGACCCCAUAAUCCACAAUAGGGUUCACCAGAAUUCAGGAACAAGCCUAUGAGUG